UGGGGGCAACUGGGCCUUGCUCAGAGAGACUUAUACAAAGAAGUGAUGCUGGACAAUUAUAGGAACCUCAUCUCCCUGGGGUUUCCAGUUUCCAAACCAGAUGUGACCUUCCAGUUGAAGAGAGGAGAAGUACCAUGGAUGCCAAACAGAAAAGACUCCAGCGACACCUGUCUGGACCCAGAAAGACUUCCAGCGUGCGCAACCGGCCGGCCAUGAAGCCCUCCAAGCUUGAGCCUGCCUUGACCUCGGACUCGUCCACAAGCAGCAAGAAGGGGGCCAAGAGGGAGCGGACCAUGUUUAACGAGGUUCAGCUCGACGUUCUGCUGGGGGAGUUCCAUAAGAACCCCUACCCCAACUACUCUGUCCGCAGCGAGCUGGCCAACCGCCUCGACGUGCCCGAGUCCAGAAUCCAGCUCGCCAUCCUGAGACUGUCUGCCUCCAGCUGCUUUUAGUGAAUUAAUAACCUCAUUCUGUGAAGUGGAUCUCUGGGCAGUAGGGGAAGGUCACUGCUGCUACCCUUGGAUCUGAACCAGACAGCAGCUGUCUUGUUAUCUUUGGAAAUAUCCUUGUUUCCCUUUCCCAAUGAUUUCAGUCAUGUGAUAUGCCAACCCUGUUGGCAGGGACUAAGUUGUAUUUUUAUCACCCUAUUUAUGUCAAUAAACUUCAAUGACUUUUGGUUACCAAA
Molecule: messenger RNA, 685 nt
Organism: Gracilinanus agilis (Agile Gracile Mouse Opossum)
Lineage: Eukaryota; Metazoa; Chordata; Mammalia; Didelphimorphia; Didelphidae
Product: homeobox protein Mix.1-like
Exons: 5
Coding region: 135-452 (105 amino acids)
Molecular function (GO): DNA binding
Source: RefSeq, a predicted model, not a curated record